AUGAAUUUCCUCCACCACGAUAAACACGCUGACGCCCAUGACCAGGUCACCAACUCCCCGCACAAGGCUGCGCUCUCUCACGAGCUCCUCGCUUCUGCUGCUUCCUACGAGGCCAUGAAGGCGUACGAGAAGCACGUCAAGGACCAGGGCCACCCCGACAGCCACGCCAAGGCGAAGGAGAUGAUCGCUACACUCAGCGGUGGCUUCAUCGACCGUAUGGUCGAGACCAAGGGCCUCGAUGCCAUCGACAAGGAGAAGGCGAAGCGGCAGGCUUCUGCCCACGCGGACAGCCAGCUCCCUUCUGAAUGAGCUGGAACAUUCUGAGCUGUGUCUAGCUAAGCUACGACUAUGACGCUGUUAGGAACGAUAUUAAUGUAAACGAAUAAUCUGUAUUAACAAUAUGACAAUCUUCUGCAAGGAGAUGUGGUUGUG
Messenger RNA from Coniophora puteana RWD-64-598 SS2, 432 nucleotides. RefSeq lists its product as uncharacterized. NCBI's taxonomy places the organism in Eukaryota, Fungi, Basidiomycota, Agaricomycetes, Boletales, Coniophoraceae. The record is from RefSeq and is a predicted model, not a curated record. The coding region runs from base 1 to 309 and encodes 102 amino acids. The transcript has 5 exons.